Molecule: messenger RNA, 873 nt
Organism: Prorocentrum cordatum
Lineage: Eukaryota; Dinophyceae; Prorocentrales; Prorocentraceae
Source: the annotation of a GenBank genome assembly
GGGCGCGGCCUGGACCUGCCCACGUUCGACGCGGCGCCGCUGACUGGCGGCCUCUCACCCGACCUCACCGGCGGCCUUGGGGCAGCUGGCGGCAGCCGGGCCAAGGCCCGCGCGGGUCGCGCGAAGGCGGACGAGCCAGUGGCGCACGCGCCGCUGGUGACCUCGUCCAGGGAGAGGCUGCAGCUCUUCACCCCGCUGGCGCAGCAGGGCGCCGCCGCGAUCCGGGCGGAGACGAGGCUGAAGGAGGCGGGAGAAAAGGACCUGCUGGAGGGCGUGCUCGGCACGCUGAAGUCGUGGGUCCAGGAAUGCCUCGCUCGCGAGGAGCGGCGGAACAAGCUCUUGGCGAAGGGCAUGCUGAAGUGCCGCGUCCAAGCGACUUGGUCCGAGGGACUCCACGAGCGGAUCAGGCGCCUGGUGGCCACCUACGGCGGCAGGCUGGCCGCCGAUGGCGAGAAGGAGAACGCCCCGGCGAGGCCCGCGUGGCAGCUGGUGCGGGCCGAGAAGUGGCUCGUGGGCUUCGACGCCGCGGCCUUCGAGGCCUUCGCGCGGGCGCACCCGGAGGUGCUGGGGCCCCCGGCGGCAUGCCUCCACUCUGGCUCCGCCCCCCUGCCCCUGCGGCUUGCGGAGGCGGCUUUGGCGCCGCUGGGCCUCCGCGCGGAGGGGGGCGCGCCCGUGAUGUGGCCGCCGGCGGCAGUGGCGGCCCCGAUCCUGGAGGGCCUCAAGGCGCUGGAGGGGUCGCCCGGCCUCCACGAUGCCCUGCGGGGCACGCGCAUCGGGAAGGUGGUCAACGGCUACCGCAACAACCCCUGCAAGGAGGUCGCGCAGGCCGCGCGGGAUCUGGUGGCCUCCUGGAAGGCGGCCGUGCGGAAGUGA